Messenger RNA from Prosopis cineraria, 3144 nucleotides. RefSeq lists its product as uncharacterized. Lineage: Eukaryota; Viridiplantae; Streptophyta; Magnoliopsida; Fabales; Fabaceae. The transcript has 16 exons. Gene Ontology annotation, molecular function: protein binding. Bases 158 to 2578 code for a protein of 806 amino acids. The record is from RefSeq and is a predicted model, not a curated record.
CUUUCGAAGUUUUGCCGUGCCGCCUGCCUCCUACAAACUCGCUCCUCUUGCUUCCCUCCCUUCCGUUUCGUUUCUCUCUUUUUCUAUAUUCCUCAAACUUCAGCGUCGCAGAUUUUGGUUGCUUAUUUGCACUGAUUCUCUUCCUUACUAAUCGAAUAUGAUUAGAGGAGGUAAAAGCUAUGUGUCUGCACCUCCUGCCUUCUCCAAUGAUGCCAAGAGGCUUCUGGUUUGUACAGGCAACACCGUCUCAGUCUUCAGCACCUCCACGGGUUUACAGGUAUCGGCAUUGGAAGGACAUACGGCUCUUGUUACGUCGGUGAUAGUGGAGCCAGCUUUGGGCCAUGAUAAAAAGAUUUUAUGCUACUGCUGGACUGCUUCACUUGACGGUACCAUUCGGAAAUGGGACUUUUCAACACCAGAAUUACUGCAGACAGUUGAUAUUCAGCUACCAGUUUACUCCAUGGUGAUACCUUCAUAUUUAUUAAGUCAGCCAGAAGAGAACAAUGCAAAGGCACUUGAUACUUUUGCUUAUGUGUCCGUUGAAGAUAAAAAGGCAGCAGACAACCGGUCCAAAGCUCCGUGUGGACGGAUCAGGAAGUGUAAUUUGACAAAGUCCCAGAUGAGCAAACUAACUUUGAAAGAGACUAAAAGGCCAGAAUUGUUAAUCACUAGUCCUUCAGGAACAUUUUUGGGCAUUAAAAACAAGCGCAGGCUUCAUAUAUGGAAAGUUCCUACAGUGGACUCCAAUUCUGUCGCAUCAAAGAAUAUUACUCUGCAUCAUACAAAGACCUUGACAUGUCUUGCAUUCCACCCAAUAGAGAGAAUUGUAGCUGCAGGUGAUGAAUCUGGAAGAAUUUUAAUUUGGAGAGGAUUUGGUGUGCAUAAAUUUUUGGUUAGUAGUGGAAUAAUGAAUAGAAGAUCAGUGGAUGAUGAGGAAGAAAAACCUGGGGUCAGGGACAAUGAUGAUGCUGAAUCAUGUUCUACUUGGCAUUGGCACCCUUCAGGAGUGAUGUUCCUCUCUUUUUCUUCAGAUGGAGCUUAUUUGUAUUCAGGUGGGAAGGAAGGAGUCCUUGUGGUGUGGCAGUUGGACACAGGAAAGAAGAAAUUCUUACCAAGAAUUGGAUCUCCACUUCUGUAUUUCAUAGAUUCUCCAGAUCCUUCACUUUCCUCUAUAUCAUGUGCAGAUAAUCAGAUUCAUAUCCUGAAGAUGCCUUCCAUGGAAAUAUUGAGGUCAAUUUCAGGGAUUAAGCCCCCUUUAUCUUCUAAAGACAUAUGUGGAGGUCUUACUGGCAGGCCUGCCUUUGACUGCAAUUCUGGGUUAGUUGCUGUACAAACAGAUAACUACACCAUCCAAUUCUACAGCUUGUUUGCUGAUCGUGGACUUUAUGAGGUUCAAGUCUGUGAAAGAAACCAUCAGCCAGGUGAUGAAGUCACGGUGGUAGUGACCUUGGUGGAGCUCUGUCUUGAUGGUUCUAUAAUGGGAACUGUUGAAGUUAAGCUCCCUGAAGAAGAUAUAGGAGGUCUAAUUUGUUUGAAGUUUUGGGAAUUGGAUUCAGAUGACAAAAGAUUUUCUGUGUCCACCCUUAUUUAUGAACCUCACAGGGAUGCUCAAGUAUCUGCUAUUGCUUUCCAUCCUACUCGUCACAUGGCUGUCAGCUCAUCUUAUGGAGGGGAUUUCAAGAUAUGGGUUAGCACGGAUGAAAUCAAGCGGAAAGGCCAAAUGAGCCCAAACUCUGGUUGGAUGUGCCAUGCAGUUGGGUCAUAUAAGGAUAAACCAAUGACAGCAGCUGCAUUUUCAGCUGAUGGCUCCGUUCUGGCAGUCGCUGCAGAAACUGUUAUUACAUUGUGGGACCCUGAUAGAAAUGUACUUGUGGCAGUUGUAGGACAAUCUCAAAUGCCAAUUGUGAGCCUUACCUUUGGUGGAAAUUCAGAUUGUCUUUUGUAUGCGUCUCAUGGUUCAAAACCACAGCUAGCUGUUUUGAGUAUGUCAAAGUUAGCUGAAUGUUGGUCAUACUGGCUUCAAGUAGAAGCUGUAUCGUAUGCAAAUGAUUUAUCAGUUUUUGCCAUUCUAGCUCUCCUUCCUGAAUCAAAUGAAAGAACAUUUGGAGGAGAUGGGAUAAUAUUGCUAUUCAAUGCUACAGAUCCUAUUCCUGUGACCUCUUUGUCUGUAACAAAGGCCAAGGGAGGGAGGAUUGCUUUUAUCAAAGGAGAUCCGUCUUCCUUGGAACUAGAGGCACUUGAUGGAAAUCCAUUGCAGACACUGCUUGCCUAUAUAAACGGAGAUCAUGAAUAUGUCGUCUUUGAUCCAUAUGGCAAAGAAAUUCGUGGGUUGAGCAUAACUAGACGGGAUGACCCUUCACUUGAAGAAACAGGACAAUAUGGAUAUGCAUCUCUGUAUGGGAAGUUACCAGAGUUUAACUUGAAAAAGAACAGCAUUUCAUUGAUUUCUUCUGCUCCAUCUGAGAAGCCAUGGGGCGCCAUAUUUCCCUAUUCAACACACACACUUCCGCAGCUCGACAAAUUGUGUUGUGAGUUUUUGGAGUCCCUUACGGAGAAAAGGACGGCAACUGCAGAAUAAAAUAAUCCGAGGAACUAGGUCUCAAUGAUAAGAACAAGAUAUCAUACGUGUCAUUUUUGUGGGAUACCAUCACCUCCCACCGAUAGAGCUUUAAGGGACGGGACUAUGGGAUGCUUGUGGUCUAUAAUCAGUUUUUGUGUGCAAUAUUUGUGCUGGGUUUGGGAUGACAGGAGAAGAAGAGCCCCUUAUAAAAGAUCCGAGAUUUGUGCUGAGGAAUGCUGGCCUGCAUUUGCUUCUUAGUCCGGCAUUAACAAUUUUGUAGAAUCACAUGAUUUUCAGAGAAGUUCUUGAAGUUGGCUGAUGUAGAUAUAAACAAAAUAGCAGAAGAGCAAGCUUCAUACUUAACCAGGAGUGAAUGGCUAGAUAGUUUAUUAGUAGAACUGUUUAGAGUAAUGACAGUUUAAUCUCAACCUCGAGAAGUUUUGCAGUUAGUGAAGAGCAUCUCAUAUUGCUGUCAUUGCAGCGUCAGUUCAUUCCUGAUUUCAUAUCAUGGAAUGGUCUUUAAAUCUCAAAUAUCAUAAAUUCUUUCCUGUGUUAGUUCUAACCAGGGUUGCUGGUUUUCUUAA